Molecule: messenger RNA, 886 nt
Organism: Ipomoea nil (Japanese morning glory)
Lineage: Eukaryota; Viridiplantae; Streptophyta; Magnoliopsida; Solanales; Convolvulaceae
Product: glucosamine 6-phosphate N-acetyltransferase-like
Exons: 1
Coding region: 174-662 (162 amino acids)
Biological process (GO): UDP-N-acetylglucosamine biosynthetic process
Cellular component (GO): Golgi apparatus; endoplasmic reticulum; endoplasmic reticulum-Golgi intermediate compartment
Molecular function (GO): glucosamine 6-phosphate N-acetyltransferase activity; monosaccharide binding
Source: RefSeq, a predicted model, not a curated record
AAAAAAUAAAAAAGUUUCUCCACCAAAGCAUAUAUACACACAAAAAUUGCUUCUUAAUGUCGUCAUCUAUUCUAAGCUAAGAAUUCUGUAGAUUUGGAGCUGCCAUUGUCUAAGUCUCUUUGCAUAAUUAUUUAAGGUGAGUGUAAAGCCAAACCUUCUGCAGUUGGAGAAAGAUGCAAGAUCUCAAUAAUGGCGGCGGCGGAGGUGGAGGUGGAGGUGAAGUUUACCAGAUCAGAAAACUAGAGCUUUCCGACAAAGACAAGGGCUUCAUCGAACUGUUGAAGCAAUUAACCGUGUGCGAUUCCGUGAGCGACAAAGAUUUCCAGGGCCGGUUCCAGGAGCUCGCGAGAUUGGGCGACGACCAUCUGAUAUGCGUGAUCGAGGAUUCCCGGUCGGGGAAGAUCGUCGCAACUGGAAGCGUGUUCAUAGAGAGGAAAUUUAUCAGAAAUUGUGGGAAAGUAGGGCACGUUGAGGAUGUGGUGGUUGAUUCCAUGGCUCGUGGAUCGCAACUAGGGAAGAAGGUCGUUGAGUUUCUCACAAAUCAUGCUUCUUCCAUGGGGUGUUACAAGGUGAUUCUUGACUGCUCUGAAGACAAUAUCCCUUUCUAUGAGAAAUGUGGAUUCAAGAAGAAAGAAGUUCAGAUGGUGAAGUACUUCACCUGAUGGCUCAUAAUUUCAGAUUUUUUUUUUUCUUUCUAAAGUUGAACUUCUUGUUGAUUGGCAAAUGUUAAAACCUAAAAUUUACCUGCAAUGAACUUUUUCUGGGUGUUGGUUGCUUUCUGCAAAUCCUACAAAAAAAUGACCAAAACAGAAAUGCCAUUAAUAGCUUUUCUUUUCCUCCAUUGUAUGAAAGAGAUAUAUCCCAAAAAACAUGUCUUUGAAUGGUA